Halichondria panicea is the source of this 1475-nucleotide messenger RNA. Its product is annotated as TNF receptor-associated factor 5-like. The transcript has 12 exons. Gene Ontology annotation, molecular function: protein binding. The record is from RefSeq and is a predicted model, not a curated record. Gene Ontology annotation, biological process: protein K63-linked ubiquitination; tumor necrosis factor-mediated signaling pathway. NCBI's taxonomy places the organism in Eukaryota, Metazoa, Porifera, Demospongiae, Suberitida, Halichondriidae. The coding region runs from base 404 to 1189 and encodes 261 amino acids.
GUUGCUGAGAUCAUGUGAUCCACAAUGACAAAAGGGUGUAUUUUGUUACCAGGCCAUUUUGUAAUUGUCUUAAGUAGAAAAAAGACCAGAGCACCAGUAGUCAAGCCAGAGCAAACCUGUUUGACUGGUUAAGCUGGGAGGUGUACAUGGACCCUGUAGAGGGCCGUGACCUGAUUCAUUGCGUGUGGCUGACAGGGUAACGGUUUCUUCGGAUUAUUGCUAUGAUUCAGAAGAGGAGGAGGAAUCAUUUUCAGUCUUUUCAGUGCAGGCACAUGGACCGCAUGACGGGGAGCUUGCUGUGAAUGAGGUUAACAUCCCUCUUGCAACAGCUGCUGCAAAUAACGGCAACCAUGAUUCCUUGGAUCAACCUUCGUUAAUCGCACCAGUGCUGCAUCACUUUCAAAUGAAUGUGGGACUUAAUGUCCCUGCUAUUCAGCUGGACCAUGUGGCUGGUAUACUGGGAGACAUUGCCGUGCCACAGCAAGAAACAAUAAUGGGCCAUAACGGACCAUCUGCCCUGGUCGUGGGCCACCCAUUGCAACACCUACCGCUCAUUCCAGGACCAGUGCAAAUUGUUGCACCUAAUGUCCCUCAGCAAGAGAGCCAAGAAGGGCAACAAGGACGUUCUGAGAUGUUGGUGGGCAGGCUAUCUCAGGAGCUGCUUCAAAGAUGGUUACAUCAUUACAGGGAUCGACAACAACCCAGACCAAGAGACCGCUAUCCCAACAAUGCAAUAGUUAGACAACUGCAGUGUUGGCCCCAACAGGCUGAUUCGUGUGUUCUAAAAUUGGCCAAUGUUAGGAUGUUAAGAGAAAAAGCUCGUCAAGGAAUUGGAGUGUGUCUGACAAGUAACCCAUUCUAUCUCAAAGGUUGCAGAAUGUGUAUUCAAGUGUACCUGAAUGGUGAUGGUAUUGGACGAGGUACACAUCUCUCUGUCUUCUGUGUACCGAUGCAUGGGGAAUAUGGCAACGGACUACAGUGGCCAUUCGGACAACAAGUCACUGUAACACUACAAGACCAGUCUGGCAAUGGGCAUCACAUUGCCCGCCCACUGCCCACCCCUCCACAACCCCCCAUAGUGAUGAACGUAGCGUCUGGUGCCCCCCAGUUUGCUCCACUGAAUGUGUUGACUGACAACGACUACGUCUCGGAUGAUACCCUCUUCUUAUUGGUCAGACUACAUCCAUGAACUGGCACAGUUUGCACCAAAUUGAAUUAACGUGACUGUGUAUAUCUGUAGCAAACUUAGGGAACCACGGCAAUGCAUUCAAGCUAGUGUGCUAUAAUUUAUUUUGUGUAAUAGAUCACUUAUCACGGCAUCCCCAAUCAUGUACACAGGUGUAUAUACCCCACCCCCUCUCUAUCACUCAAUCUUCCUUUAAUUUUUGUCUCUCUCGAUCAUUACUUAUUAUUGAGCUGUCCAUGGAACAAGUUAUUUUGCUGGGAGCAAAUACAUUAUAUAAUGUGCCUAUAAA